Westerdykella ornata is the source of this 2478-nucleotide messenger RNA. RefSeq lists its product as uncharacterized. Lineage: Eukaryota; Fungi; Ascomycota; Dothideomycetes; Pleosporales; Sporormiaceae. The transcript has 2 exons. The coding region runs from base 1 to 2478 and encodes 825 amino acids. Gene Ontology annotation, molecular function: protein binding. The record is from RefSeq and is a predicted model, not a curated record.
AUGACCCCGAUUACCCCGUUGGAGUCGGGCGUAGAGCACCUGGGCAUGUACCAGAGGGGCAAGUCGUCCCUCUUUGUCCAUACCGCGAUCGCCGGAGCCCGUAGUUCGCUCGAACGUCCUGUGUCGGUGGUGAGCGAGGCAUACACCGAUAUCGAGGACGACUCGAGUGAAUUCGAGGAGUAUAGUUUGGGUUCCAAUACCGAGAACCGCAGGAGCCAAACGACAAUCUCCACUCUCGAGGAAGUCAGGACGCCAAGCGAUGAAUUGCGCCCACAGUGGAUUAUAGCUAACGACUGGCACCUUCCAAAGCCCGUGGAAGGACCCAAAGGACCUCAUCUAUUCCGUGCUUCCCACUCGUCCAACGAUUUCGACUUUGCCCUCCAACUUUCGCCCCUUCUUCCCAAGGAGCCCCCUGCCCGAUUGGACACUGCUUUCCGUGAAGCGACCCCUGAGACCAUUGUGCCCCAGAGAGAGUACAACAACAUUGCCUCUGCGGUAGCUCACCUGGACACCACCGAAGUGCGUGCAUGGACCGCCCGCGAUGUGGCCACUUGGAUGUACCAGAAUGGUUUCGAUUCCGACAUCAUCGACCGUUUUGAAGCUCACGACAUCACUGGCGCUGUGCUACUUGAUCUCCAGUUUGAGGACCUCAAGGAGCUAGAGAUUCAGUCUUUCGGAAAGCGUCACCAACUCUGGAACCAGAUCGACUCGCUCCGGACCGAGGGUCUCCUUUCUCCUGCGGCUCCGGCACCAACCCCCUUCGAAGACAUCAGCCGGCCUUGCACGGGCGCGAGGGACCGAUCGAAGAGCAAGAACCGUGAGAGACGUCACCGUGACAAGUCACGAGGUGGGAACGAUUGUGACGGGGAUGAGCUGGUUACCCCUGGUGGUGCUCGAAGACGAGGCAGAAGACAGCACCGCGCUGGGGCCGACGUGAUCACACCGGCUGAGUCUGUCUCCAUUGUGGCCAUCGAGCAGCUACUACCGAAACCUCACAAGUGCGCAAAAGGGGAAAGAUGUGCCAAGUGGAGGAAACAACAGCGCCAGCUUGCCAGGCUCCAGGAGGAGCAUGGCUUCCCCAUUUCACCAGAGAAAGGCGGCCACAUCUUCAUUGCCGGUGACCCAGGGAACCCGCAAACUGCGCAGCGCGCUGUCGAUAAUGUAUACCGUCCAGCUUCGGAUGCCAUCCCCUCGGUUGUCGCCUCGUCUGACCUGCUCGGCCCUGGCCAGCUCCCCGAAUUCUCGCUCGAGGAAGAUAAGCUGAAGAGCUUAGAGCACCGCGAUCCGCAGGACAAUGUCCGUCAGUUCCUCGCGCUCCAAGGGCUUCAGCAACCUUUCGCAUCUGCAACGCCCAUCGAAGCCCCUCCGACUCCGCCCGUCGAGAUGUUCCCGAACCGUUUCACUACCGUUCCGUCGUACCAGCAGCAACAGAAUUCCUCCUUCUCGGCGUCCACCUCGGCUCACACAUCAGCGUCGUUUGAGCCAGCUGCCCUUCCCGCACCUGCGCUUCACCCAGCCGAGUAUAUACCUGCUCCACACUACAAUCUCAAGAGUCUCCCAAAGCUCGCCAUCCCACCACCUCCUCGUUCGAUGUCAGCUGGACCAUGUGGUGGUUCUCGCAGUGCGGCACCUACCCCUCAAAUGGCGCCCGACACGGCAUUCUCGCCCUGUCGCACGGCAUCGCCCGGCGGCCUGUACCGAUUCGGGACGCCCUUCUCCGAGAUGGACGUUCCCGUAACCGCCGUCCCAACGGGGCCCGUCGCACGUGACGCCAGCCAGUCGGUUCCACCAAACAUGCAGUACCGCGACCCGAUCCAGCGCACCGGUUCCACGCGUGACUGGCGCCGUCCCUCGCUGCCGCUUCCCGCGCUCAACGAGGACCAGGUCUACGAGCCGGCACAGCACCAGUUUGACGACACGGAUACGCUUCACGAAACCCAAUUCUCUGGCGAGAACAGCGCAGUCUCCUCCCCCAUCAGGACGAUGAAGUCGCAAAACGUGCCGGGGAAGGGCGGCUUCGUGUAUCAAAACGUCAACCACCACGGCUGGAUGAAGAAGCGCCGCACCAAGCUCCUCCGGCAUGAGUGGCAGGACCACCACUUCCGUCUCCAGGGCACGACGCUCGCCAUGCAUCCCAACGAGCUGCCUUCGUCGUCUCCCUUGCAGACCAUCGACGUAGACGAUUACGCCGUCGCCUGCUCAUCCAUUGCGUCGAACAAGCUCUCCGCUAAGCUGAAGGCGCUGAAAAUCAACAAGGAGCAUAAGGAGCAGGCACCUGUGUAUGAAUUCCAGCUCGUGCCCACGGUGCCAACCGGCAAGGGGGACGUGAAGAAGGUCACCCCACAUGGCAAGAUGCACCACUUUGCAGCCAAGACCAAGGAUGAGAGGAUCGAUUGGAUGAGAGAGCUGAUGCUCGCCAAGGCGAUCAAAGCGAAAGGAGAUGGGUACGAGGUUAAUGUUAAUGGAGCGGAUGUGUGA